UAGAGCAAGCUAUCCAAGCGGCAUCCGUUCCUCAUUGGACUAACCCUACUACGCCAAUUCGUGGAUCAAACAGAACAUGGCGGAACACAGGAUUACUGUGCUCUAAAAACAUGGACACUGGUCAACGUGCUUAGCCUCCGGACUGGAAAUUGACCAUUACGUUUUGACUAGUACAGCCGAGGGUCAGUCAUGCCGGUUGUUACAUUCUUGGACUACAUCCUCGGGCCUCUGAUAGUCAACCCUGGAUACCGGAAGGCCUUUGACGACAAUUAUAUAGACCGGAUAUCCCGUUACUACACAAUCAUCUUUCUACUGUUCUUUAAUACGUACGUGGUGACAGAGGAAUACGUGGGCGAACCCAUAUACUGCUGGUGUCCCCCGGAGUUUACGGACAACGAGGUCUGGUAUACAGAGAAUGUCUGCUGGGUGUCAAAUACAUAUUACAUUCCAUUUUCAAAAACGAUUCCCCCUAACUACCAAGUACGGAAGGACGAAUCGAUAGACAUCACGUAUUACCAAUGGGUUCCGUUGGCCUUGUUCUUCAUGGCUCUUCUCUGCUAUAUCCCACGUUUUAUAUGGAGAUACGCCACAGCAAUGGCUGGUCUCGAUUUGAAAAAGUUCUGCGUCAUCGCCAAACAUUUCAGAGAUUCUUCACCGGAAGAGAGAGAAAUGCGCUUGCGCAAUAUGGCCACAUAUAUGGAUGUUUGGUGUACGGGGAUAAAUCGUUACAGAGCGGGGUUUUAUGCGCCUGUCCGUGAGAAGCUCAGUACCUACUGCUCCCUGGGAUGUGGUCGACACUUCGGUACCUUUUAUAUAAGUCUAAUGCUAUUCAUACGGUUCCUUUACUUUGCUAACGCGUUUGGCCAAUUGUUUUUCUUGAACGAAUUCCUCGGAAAUAAGUUUUACGUGUAUGGAUACGAGGUCUUCCAAGCCUUUCUAGAAGGUAAAGACUGGACGAUGUCGCCGAGAUUUCCACGUGUGACCUUGUGUGAUCUUGAAUUUCGACAGUUGAGUAACGUACAGCGUCAUACCUUGCAGUGUGUGCUGCCCAUAAACCUAUUUAACGAAAAGAUCUUUCUGACUUUAUGGUUUUGGUUUCUCGGCCUCUCUAUAUUAUCUCUUGUUAAUUUGUGCUGCACUAUCGCCAUAUUUCUCAUCCCAUCUUUCAACGAGAGUUUCAUCAAAAAGUAUUUAAAUAUGUUAGGGGUUUAUGGUACGCCAGCGUGUUCUAAGAAAUUGGCUUAUAAGUUCACUCAUCGUUACCUACGGCAGGAUGGCGUGUAUGUCCUUAAGGAACUCUCUGCGAACGCCAACACUGCGAUCUUGCAGGAACUGUUUGGGUAUAUUUGGGAAUGCUUCCUCGAAAGAGAAAAGCGGAACGAAUUCGUUCCGGUAUAUCGAUAUAUGCCAGCGAAUUCAUCGUAUCGUGAAAUGUCGCUGUUAUCGUUUCCAAACGCGCCUCUCAGUAAUCGGCAAGGAACGCCGCUCAUUGUCAGUAACGGCACGCUACGUCAUAUCAGCGAGGAAGAUCUUGACAGUGAAGAGAACGGAACGGAGACGUUCGUAUGACGUCAUCACAUAUAUCCCAUCAUUAUUCGGAACAUAUACCUUCGUAUUACGUCUUUCACACAUAUUCUUUCAAAAUUCCGAACAUACCCAUUCGUAUAAAUUCAUCUUAUAUAAAAUACCAAACAUUGCAUUUUGUCAUAAAGAAAACAAGCAUUUUUCUGUCUACAGUUUAGAUAUGGGGGUCAAACUUAAUGUGGAGUAGAGCGGUGAAUCAAUGCGCGAAAGAUAUUCACCUUACUAUUUUAUUAAACAACAAACACAAGUGAGUCACACGGGAGUGAGUCGGGCCGUUAUACAAUGUAUCAGUGGUAUAUGACAAGGUAUACACUAUUGGCAGACGUAAUAUAAUUGACUUGUAGGUUUUCGUGAACUUAUUUUACGAUUAUGAUUUUAAACACUGACCAUACAUAAUGUAUGUCUCUUAAAGACGCUUCACGUGCUGAAUCUACGAUUCUUUUGAAAUUACACCGAUAAAAUAUCAAAAGAAAAAUCCAAAUUAUGACGUUUCCCGCGGGAUGCUGUACAUACGUUAAGUCUACCGGUUAAUGAUGCGAUAUGUUUUUUACUGGGCCGGAUGGAUUCCAACGCUCAUCUAUCCCAGGUAAACUUGUUUGGGAACACUAAACAGCAUACAUAAAGCCACGUUUCUGACUCUUGCUGGUGAUACCAGUUUGAAACUGUUUUUCUCGAGAGUUCAAAUCUCCGCUGAUACAUACAAAGUUUUGUUAAGAAAACUCUGUUUCAUAUCGAGCAAGAAAACGACUCAUUGUGUUCCGUUCUUGUUUAUAAGCGUUCAUCAUGUGCUAUAGCUGUUCAUGGAGCUAUGACCACGUGUACCUGUGCAAUCACACUUGUCUUUAGUUUCAGGUAUAAUACCGUCCAAUAUAUCGUAACAGUGAGAUGAUAUAGCUAAGUAAAUCAACUCUGAGAUCGACAUGUUUUAAUGAUAUAAUGUAUAAUUCAUAUAUUUCCAAUUAUAAGGAUCCAGGAAGACUUAAGUAAUGUAAAAUCCCAAAAUGCCUCUUUUACAGUCUGCCGUCUUUACUAAUAAAAUAGCUCAUUUGUAAUUGACCUCAUCUUGAGCACCCUACAUAUUCAGCGCUCAGUAUAUCGACCAUUUAUAACUAGUAUUAGAAAACUGAUUUCAUUCUUUUUUGUAUGAGUAUUGUAAUUAUUGUCUUUUAAGUUCAACAAUACCUAGAUAACUUCCAAAAUAGAAACAUAGUACAAUAAUGUUUAUGUAUUGUUAAAUUUGUGACGUAUACUUGUGAUAUAUUAAA
Messenger RNA from Mizuhopecten yessoensis (Yesso scallop), 2849 nucleotides. Its product is annotated as innexin unc-9-like. The transcript is spliced from 2 exons. The record is from RefSeq and is a predicted model, not a curated record. Bases 190 to 1569 code for a protein of 459 amino acids. NCBI's taxonomy places the organism in Eukaryota, Metazoa, Mollusca, Bivalvia, Pectinida, Pectinidae.